Messenger RNA from Meriones unguiculatus (Mongolian gerbil), 2599 nucleotides. RefSeq names its product cytochrome P450 2C70-like. Gene Ontology annotation, biological process: xenobiotic metabolic process. The record is from RefSeq and is a predicted model, not a curated record. NCBI's taxonomy places the organism in Eukaryota, Metazoa, Chordata, Mammalia, Rodentia, Muridae. Gene Ontology annotation, cellular component: intracellular membrane-bounded organelle; cytoplasm. The coding region runs from base 1103 to 2362 and encodes 419 amino acids. The transcript is spliced from 10 exons. Gene Ontology annotation, molecular function: heme binding; oxidoreductase activity, acting on paired donors, with incorporation or reduction of molecular oxygen, reduced flavin or flavoprotein as one donor, and incorporation of one atom of oxygen; iron ion binding.
CUCUACUCUUGCCUGAUGCGUCUAAAACAAAAAGGGGGAACUGUAGAGAGCUGCAGAAUGCUAUGCCUUAAAGAUGGAGCUGGUUUCCGCCUUCCACCUUCAUGAUGGUUAAAGAUGCUGCUUGGUGGCUGCCAGAGAGACUGGUGUAACAAGUGGAUUACUUCAAGGAACAAGAUCAUUCUCCAAGUGACAAUAUUGCUGAUCCUGCUGCAGCUUAUUUAUCCAGUAAAGGCUAAAUUACACUUUUAGGCCUUAGUACCCAAUCCCCCUCUUGUUCUCCCUGUACAUGCUAGCACACCUUUGUUUAGCUGGUCUGGUACUAUUCAUCUUUGUCAUUGCCAGAUGUGUCCACUUAGCUCAACAGCGCCAAGCUAAAUUUAAUGCCAUUAAAACAGCAGCAUGCUGUGACUCCCUCACCCCAGGUAGGGGCUUGGCUUGCCCAGCUCAAAUGUCAGCUUUAAUAUCUCCUUUUCUGUGUGAUGGGUCGGUUAGUCAAUGACGGGUUCUGGGUGAUUGGAUAUUUAUCAACCGAAGACACGGAAAUCUCCCUAUAAGCGGGAUUCUCCCAUGAUGGGUAAGAUAUUUAUCGGGAAUCACCCCCACCUAAGACAGGCACGGUCCCUUUGUUUUAAUCCGAAAGGGAGGAAUUGUGGCAGCCUUUUUGGAGUUAAUGGCAAAUUUGGAGUUAAUGGCAUCUGAGCAGUGGAAUUCGGCCUCUUGGCUUUGGCUAUUUUCCAAAAUCCAGUUUCUCAUAAACUGACCUUGGUGGCCUUACAUCGGACUGCUCUGAUCCUGAGAAACUCUGUGCAAUCAUAGUAACCAGACAGCGGGCUCUGUGUAACCUUGAGUGAGCUCUCCUAUGUUGUGACCAAGAAAAGCUCCUACGUGAGAAACUGCUUGUACUUUUUUGCCUACUUAAGUGUUAACCUGACGUCCAUUAAAUUGACACCUGGAUCAGCAUGUAGACUUGGUGUCCUUCUCUGUGUCGCCCUGUCUCUCUCUCUCUCUCUCCCAGCCCUCUCUCAGGUGGUAUUCAUGUGUCACUGCUGGUCGGUAACAGCUAGCGAAAGAGUAUGGCCCUGUGUUCACCGUGUACCUGGGCAUGAAGCCCACUGUGGUGCUGUAUGGAUACGAAGCACUGAAGGAAGCUCUGAUUGACCGUGGAGAUGAGUUUUCUGGCAAAAUGCAAUCAUCAUUACUCAGUAAAGACAGUCAAGAGUUAGGAAUCAUUUUCAGCAAUGGAGAAACAUGGAAGCAAACACGGCGUUUCUCCCUCAUGGUCUUAAGGUCUAUGGGAAUGGGAAAGAAGUCUAUUGAACAUCGAAUUCAGGAGGAAGCACUUUGUCUGGUGGAAGAAUUGAGAAAAACCAAUGAGUCUCCCUGUGACCCUAACUUUCUGUUAGCCUGUGUUCCCUGCAAUGUGAUCUCUGCUGUCAUUUUCCAGCAUCGCUUUGACUACAAUGAUGAUACAUUCCUAGGCUUCGUGAAGAAUUUUCAAAGAAUUAUUGAAAUUUUAACAUCUCCUUGGGUCCAGCUGUGCAGUGCCUACCCUGUUUUAUGCCAUCUCCCAGGAAGCCAUAAUGAAUACUUUAAGAUUCUGACUGAAAUUAAAGCGUUCAUAUUGAAGGAAAUAAAAAUGCAUCAAGAAUCUCUGAACCUCAGUAGCCCUCAGGACUUUAUUGACCAUUUCCUGAUUAAAAUGGAAAAGGAAAAACACAAUAGGAAGUCUGAAUUUACCAUGGACAACCUGAUCGUCACCGUUUCUGAUCUGUUUCAUGCGGGAACAGAGACCACGAGCUCCACAAUGAAAUAUGGCCUUUUCCUUUUACUGAAGCACCCAGAGGUCACAGCUAAAAUUCAGGAAGAAAUUGCACGUGUGAUUGGCAGCCACCGGAGCCCCUGCAUGCAGGACAGGAACCAAAUGCCCUACACAGAUGCUGUGUUGCAUGAGAUCCAGAGAUACAUUGAUCUUAUUCCUAUUCCUUUGCCUCGUAAAACAACACAGGAUGUGGAGUUUAGAGGAUACCACAUUCCCAAGGACACAAGUGUAAUGAUAUGUCUGACUUCUGUUCUGAAUGAUGACAAAGAGUUUCCCAAUCCAGAAAAGUUUGACCCUGGCCACUUUCUGGAUGAGAGAGGCAAUUUCAAGAAGAGUGACUACUUUAUGGCUUUCUCAGCAGGAAGAAGAGCUUGUAUCGGAGAAGGUCUGGCCCGCAUGGAGAUGUUUUUAAUCCUGACCAACAUCUUGCAGCAUUUUACUUUAAAACCUCUGGUCAAUCCAGAGGACAUUGACACCACCCCAGUUCAAACUGGUCUCCUGUCUCUGCCUCCAUCCUAUGAGCUCUCUUUCAUUCCAGUCUGAAGCUGGGCAGUCUUUCACCUGGAUGCCUGAGUCCCUGUUUCCACUUGGGAGCAAACAGGACUUUCCUGUCCUAUGCACCUGCAUCCUGCAGUCCUUCUUAAUGGCAAGCAUGCUACCUCUGAACUGUCCUAAAUUUUUCUCAGUUUUUUUUAUGAAUCAGUUCCUAUUUUCACAUAUGAAAAAAAAUCUCACUAUUUUAGCAUUAAAUUUUUGCUGUGUGCAUAAGCCAAUGAAAAA